Messenger RNA from Candoia aspera, 2180 nucleotides. RefSeq names its product essential meiotic structure-specific endonuclease subunit 2 (gene EME2). Gene Ontology annotation, biological process: replication fork processing; double-strand break repair; mitotic intra-S DNA damage checkpoint signaling. Lineage: Eukaryota; Metazoa; Chordata; Lepidosauria; Squamata; Candoiidae. Gene Ontology annotation, cellular component: Holliday junction resolvase complex; nucleus. The transcript is spliced from 9 exons. Gene Ontology annotation, molecular function: crossover junction DNA endonuclease activity; DNA binding. Bases 626 to 2053 code for a protein of 475 amino acids. The record is from RefSeq and is a predicted model, not a curated record.
AAGGGCGGGCCGUCGCUAUAAACGAUCCGGCAGGCAACACUUCCGCUCCUUUCCUAAAGAGAUUUUCAUUUUUUCGAAAAGUUGAUCGCGAUUACUCCUCCGAGCUGCUUUGCUUCUCUUCGCUUUCCUUCUCCUUGUCUUGGGCUGUCGUCUUUCCUCAUCGGCCAAAUAACCAUUUUGGCGCGCUUUUAUUCCCCACCCCAAGUAGUAAAGGGUUGCUAGAAGAGACUUUCCUCAAUAGGGAUCAGGAUGGACGGAUGGAUUCGUACAUAUAUACCGUAUUUGCUAAUGCAUUCUCUUAUUUCAUUUCCAGGCUUGGAAUUGCUGUAGCUGAUGUGCCUGAGGGACAGUCUGGACAUGCAGCUUCCUUACUGCUUUUUAUUUCCCUGUGAGAGAUGCCCCACAACUUUUUCUAUCACUGCCCCUCUCAAGCGACCCAGAAAUAAAACACUUUAUCAGCUCUUGCUGCAUCGCUAGGAAUCCCUACUGAUGGGGGAAAGCUUUGCUCAACUGGAGCACAUAAUAAAAACGUCCAGGUGAAGGCAGUUCAGUGGCAGAGAUUCUAUAACGAAGUUGGCAACACUUUCGUUGGUAAUAUAGACUAGUGAAAGGGUAAACUUAAACCAUGGAGGGAGAAAAGAAGACUGUUGCUCUUGAUGGAAACUGCCAACUUGUUAAAAGAGCGAUCACGUGGGAAAUCUCUGAUUCUGAAGAAGACAGUGAUGUUAAACCAGAAUCCUCAACUGCUUUUGCAAAUUAUUUGAGUGUUGGAGCUCAGGGCUGUUCGGACAAGCAAAAAUUAGAGCCGUGCAUGACGCUGCUCGAAGCAAAAGCGGUACCUUUGCUUACACCGUUGACACAAAUAGUAUCUUGUAAUUCAAGUUCAGAGAGAAAGAAGAAAAAGCAAUCCCUGGAAAAAAACAAGAUGGCUCAGACAAAAAGAGAAGAAAAAAAGGAGAGCAUAGACAAAAAAGAAGAGAAAAUCAAGAUGAAAAAGCAGAUUGCAGUUGAGAAAGGGAAACAAAAGGAAGCAGCAGCUGCCUUGAAAUUUCUUCGACCUGAUCAGUGCAUGAAGCAAAUGAUUGUCUCUGUGGAUUCAGGUCUUCUAGAGCACCUCAGUUCUGAUAUCUUACUGGAAGUUUUGGGCUCUUUGGAGUGUAAAUACUAUAUUGAGCACCAGAUAAUUCCACAUAGCAUAACCUGGAAGAGAAAGACCUUCAGCAGUAUGCCUGGUUCAGAUGGUUGUCAAGAAACAACUGUGGUGGAAAGCGAAGUCCUGCUAGUGAUGCAGCCUUCACAUUUUCUCAGACGACUUUUCUCGUCAAUGCAGGAUGCAAGUCCUGAUGGCCAGCAGAGUGUACCAGAUUUUACCCAUCUGCUUCCCUUUCACAAUUUUGAAGAUCCUUCCACAGUAUCUUACAGCAUGGCUGUCAUUGGACUAGACACCUACCAAUGGUAUAACCAGCAUCAUCAACUUCCACAGGAAGCACCGAUCACUGGACAGGAGAACUGGAUGGAGGAUGCAACACUGCAGCUCGGUCCAGAACAAUCCAUGACACAGCAUCAGAUUGAGGAGGCUCUGGUGGUGUUGCAGCUCCGGGGUAACAUAAAUGUACUAUUCCUGGAAACGUGGCAGGAAUUGGCCCAGCAUGUCUCUGCAAUGACCAGAGCCAUAGCACAGCGUCCCUAUAAGAAGCUUCAGGAAAAGCAGCCUUUCUCCUUCUGUGCCAAAGGCAAAUGGGCUAGUGGUGUGCACAUUGGCAAGGGCGGGAAAGGGCUCCGAGAGACCUGGUUGAAACAGAUCCAGCAGUUCAACCGAGUCAGCCCAGCCAUGGCAGCAGCCAUCGCCCAAGCCUAUCCUUCGCCGAGUCUGCUGCUGCAGGCCUACCGAGAAUGCAAAACAGAUGCAGACAGACUUCUCCUCCUAAGCAACAUCCAGAUCAGGACCGAGGACAAUAAAAUGGAGAGACGGAUUGGCCCAGACCUGUCUCGUCGGGUCUACCUUUUCAUGGUAUCUACAAAUCCUGAGCUUGUCCUAGAUUUAAGUGCUUGAUGUGCCUUGUUGUACUGUUCUGACCACCAGGUCUUAGCUCCUUGUUUGUCCUUCACUGCCAAAGCUUUAGGAUGUAUUGCAGAAAUUGAGUCAGGCAAGAUCACUAAAUGUCUUUGUGCACAAAUUC